Drosophila hydei is the source of this 3655-nucleotide messenger RNA. It is a transcript of the gene eater, whose product is annotated as multiple epidermal growth factor-like domains protein 6. The transcript is spliced from 4 exons. Bases 20 to 3514 code for a protein of 1164 amino acids. Lineage: Eukaryota; Metazoa; Arthropoda; Insecta; Diptera; Drosophilidae. The record is from RefSeq and is a predicted model, not a curated record.
UCGGCGUUAAUGCUGCACAAUGUUAGUCCGACAUAUCGUCAUAUCUCUUCUAUUGCCCAGUUAUCUUUUGGCAAAGAUUUGUACUCAAACUAGGUAUAUGGGACGAGAACAAAAAAGAAUCGCCGUUUGCUGUCCAGGCUAUAAGCGUAAUAUGAAGAACAUCAACAAACUAGAAUGUAUGCCCAUAUGCCGAAAUUGCUUAAAGGGCAAAUGUAUCAAGCCACGAGUAUGUCAGUGUUUUGCGGGCUAUGAUAAUUUCAACCAUAUGCCAUCUAAUCAUUGCGUGCCGAAAUGCAAGGGCAACUGUAAAAAUGGAUUUUGCGUAUCGCCAGAAAAGUGCAACUGUGCACAGGGCUACCAGCUCAAUGCGGACUCUGGUCAUUGUCUGCCAGUCUGCAAAAGUGGCUGUGCUAAUGGAACUUGCAAGUCACCUGGAGUUUGCAUUUGCAAUGAGAAUUACACACUUAAUAUUAAAACCAAGAUUUGCCAACCAAUUUGCAAGGCUGGCCACAGUCUGAAUGUCACACAAAAUCUGUGCGAACCUGUAUGUAAGGACGGCUGCCUCAAUGGCAAAUGUUCGGCUCCAGAUACAUGCGAAUGUCUAGAGGGAUACACCAAAUUAAGCGACUCCGCCUGUGUGCCGGAAUGUCUCAAAGGCUGUGAGAACGGUUUCUGUGGUGCCCCAGGAAAGUGCACCUGUAACGGAGGAUAUUCUCCAGUCACUGAGAACAGCUGCGCUCCAAUAUGUGAAGGUGGCUGUGAGAACGGUUUCUGUAGUGCCCCAGGAAAGUGCACCUGUAACGGAGGAUAUUCUCCAGUCACUGAGAACAGUUGUGCUCCAGUAUGUCAGGGUGGCUGUGAGAACGGUUUAUGUAGUGCCCCAGGAAAGUGCACAUGUAAUCAAGGAUAUUCUCCAGUCACUGAGAACAGUUGUGCUCCAGUAUGUGAAGGUGGCUGUGAGAACGGUUUCUGUAGUGCCCCAGGAAAGUGCACCUGUAACGGAGGAUAUUCUCCAGUUACUGAGAACAGCUGCGCUCCAGUAUGUAUUGAUGGCUGUGAGAAUGGUUUCUGUAGUGCCCCAGGAAAGUGCACCUGUAACGGAGGAUAUUCUCCAGUCACUGAGAACAGCUGCGCUCCAGUAUGUGAAGGUGGCUGUGAGAACGGUUUCUGUAGUGCCCCAGGAAAGUGCACUUGUAACGAAGGAUAUUCUCCAGUCACUGAGAACAGCUGCGCUCCAGUAUGUGAAGGUGGCUGUGAGAACGGUUUCUGUAGUGCCCCAGGAAAGUGCACCUGUAACGGAGGAUAUUCUCCAGUCACUGAGAACAGUUGUGCUCCAGUAUGUGAAGGUGGCUGUGAGAACGGUUUCUGUGGUGCUCCAGGAAAGUGCACCUGCAAUCGAGGAUAUUCGACAGUAACUGAGAACAGUUGUGCUCCAGUAUGUAUUGAUGGAUGUGAGAACGGUUUCUGUAGUGCCCCAGGAAAGUGCACCUGUAACGGAGGAUAUUCUCCAGUCACUGAGAACAGCUGCGCUCCAGUAUGUGAAGGUGGCUGUGAGAAGGGUUUCUGUAGUGCCCCAGGAAAGUGCGCCUGCAAUCGAGGAUAUUCGCCAGUAACUGAGAACAGUUGUGCUCCAGUAUGUAUUGAUGGCUGUGAGAAUGGUUUCUGUAGUGCCCCAGGAAAGUGCACCUGUAACGGAGGAUAUUCUCCAGUCACUGAGAACAGUUGUGCUCCAGUAUGUCAGGGUGGCUGUGAGAACGGUUUCUGUAAUGCCCCAGGAAAGUGCACCUGUAACGAAGGAUAUUCUCCAGUCACUGAGAACAGUUGUGCUCCAGUAUGUAUUGAUGGCUGUGAGAACGGUUUCUGUAGUGCCCCAGGAAAGUGCACCUGUAACGAAGGAUAUUCUCCAGUCACUGAGAACAGUUGUGCUCCAGUAUGUCAGGGUGGCUGUGAGAACGGUUUCUGUAGUGCCCCAGGAAAGUGCACCUGUAACGAAGGAUAUUCUCCAGUCACUGAGAACAGUUGUGCUCCAGUAUGUCAGGGUAGCUGUGAGAACGGUUUCUGUAAUGCCCCAGGAAAGUGCACCUGUAACGAAGGAUAUUCUCCCGUCACUGAGAACAGUUGUGCUCCAGUAUGUGUUGAUGGCUGUGAGAACGGUUUCUGUAAUGCCCCAGGAAAGUGCACCUGUAACGAAGGAUAUUCUCCCGUCACUGAGAACAGUUGUGCUCCAGUAUGUAUUGAUGGCUGUGAGAACGGUUUCUGUAGUGCCCCAGGAAAGUGCACCUGUAACGAAGGAUAUUCUCCAGUCACUGAGAACAGUUGUGCUCCAGUAUGUCAGGGUAGCUGUGAGAACGGUUUCUGUAAUGCCCCAGGAAAGUGCACCUGUAACGAAGGAUAUUCUCCCGUCACUGAGAACAGUUGUGCUCCAGUAUGUGUUGAUGGCUGUGAGAACGGUUUCUGUAGUGCCCCAGGAAAGUGCACCUGUAACGAAGGAUAUUCUCCACUCACUGAGAAGAGCUGCGCUCCAGUAUGUGAAGGUGGCUGUGAGAACGGUUUCUGUAGUGCCCCAGGAAAGUGCACCUGCAAUGAAGGAUAUUCUCCAGUCACUGAGAACAGUUGUGCUCCAGUAUGUCAGGGUGGCUGUGAGAACGGUUUCUGUAGUGCCCCAGGAAAGUGCACCUGUAACGAAGGAUAUUCUCCACUCACUGAGAAGAGCUGCGCUCCAGUAUGUGAAGGUGGCUGUGAGAACGGUUUCUGUAGUGCCCCAGGAAAGUGCACCUGCAAUCAAGGAUAUUCUCCAGUCACUGAGAACAGCUGCGCUCCAGUAUGUGAAGGUGGCUGUGAGAACGGUUUCUGUAGUGCUCCAGGAAAGUGCACCUGCAAUCAAGGAUAUUCUCCAGUCACUGAGAGCAGUUGUGCUCCAGUAUGUGCAGAUGAAUGUCUCAAUGGCUUCUGUGCCUCCCCCAAUAGCUGCAGUUGCAGUGAAGGUUACGUGUUCGACAAUAAUGUUUGUGUGGCGAAGUCGGAUGAUGAUGUAGAGAUAUCAACUACCGUAGAUAUGGAGGAAGCGGUUGUCCCGGACCUGGGGCUGAUGACGUGUGAGCAACGUUGCUAUAAUGGAAGCUGUGUGGAUGGACGCUGUUCUUGUGAGGAGCAUUACACAUUGACCCAGGAUAGUGGGAACACUACUAAAUUGCUUUGUCUGCCCGAGUGCAAGGAGAAGUGCGUCCACGGAUACUGUGCAUAUCCAGACGUAUGCGCCUGCUAUGAUGGUCAUGUGCCGGAAGAGGGAGUGCAAUGCCCCAGCUCUGAUCGUAUGGAACAUUCGGGUCAUACUGGCAGCUUGCCAUAUUUCAAGUGGCUCAUUCUGUUAAUUGCUGUUACGAUUAUGGUUUUAGCGUUCACUAUAUGCGUGUUCAUUCAUAAAUUAAGGAAACGCGAUUACAGGGUAGACAGAAAAGAAAAACGAUAUGGUGUUCACUAUUCAGCAAAACAAGCUGAUAUAAUACGAUCUUAGCAGACCUCAGCGGAAUGAAAUAAAUGUCAAGUACUUCAAAUAAUACUCUUAGAUAAUUUAAGAACUAAUUACUUAUAAUGUAUGCAUGUUAAUUGAUGUCGGAACAUCAAGUUUUUAUGUAAUGCUUUAAUUUAAAUUUAA